ACCUUACUUGAUAAGCCAGAUCCAUCAAUGUAACGGGGAAGGUUGGCAGCGCUGGACGGCACCCCUGUAACCAAUCUAUUGCCCCUGUCAGCCCUACCCCUCAGGUACCCUAUCAAGCCUAGUUCAAGGGUCCAUGGGCGCCAGGCUUCAGCUCAUCUAACUCUCAUCUCACCUCAGCUGCGCGACAGUCUACCAUAGUCGCGACAUUCAUUUCUCUUCCCAUUCAAGUGAUCAUUCACCAGUCAUGCACUCUUGACCAAGCAAUCAACUCAAACCCAAUACCCUUCCUUACUUAUCAAUGCUCUAUCAUUAAACCAACCAGCCCAUCUUGAACCUACCUACUCAAAGAAGAACAAGAUGCGCUCCUCAACCACCACGUCCACCACCAACAUAGGAGGACUCCUGCUACUACUGGCCGGCUCCAGCACCAACCCGGCCCUCGCCCAAUCCCAAUCCCCAUCCCCAUCCUCCUCCUCCGCCCCAUCACCGUCCCCCUCCACAGUCACAGUCUACACCAACCCCGGCUCAGGCUACACAUACCACGGGUGCUACAACGAGACGACCGGCCUGCCGGGGACGUCUGGCAGCCGGGCGCUGUACGGGGGCACCAACGCGGUGCGACCGGGCCAGAUGACGGUUGAGGGAUGCUGGGAGAUUUGCCGCACGGGUGCCGGGGACAGCAAUGGUGGUACGAGUGGGAAGUUUAAGUACGCUGGGUUGGAGUACGCACGGGAAUGCUGGUGCGCCCAGUCGCUGUCCAGCUUGUCAGCAAAACUGCCCGACAGCGAGUGCAACCUGCCUUGCGAAGGCAAUACCACGCAGGCCUGCGGGGGUAUGCUGAAGCUGACGGUAUACAUCGCCAGCUCCGCUGCUGUGAACCGGGUAGCGUGGGCUGCUGGGCUGGUUGCGGUUGGAGCGGUCUCUCUGAGCCUUUUGUGAAGAGACUACUAGACUCUGGAGUGUUACAUGGUUGAAUUCUGGCGGAUUUGUUUGAUAGAACAGUUUAUACCCUUUAGAUCGUUCCACAUACCCUUUAAUCAGUUAGCUGGAAGCUCGUGUCCAGAUUGCUUCCCACUACACAGUAAACAGUAGCCAAAGUCUAUCGCUAUCAAUAGACUAUAGCACUUUACAGUCCGGCAG
Molecule: messenger RNA, 1140 nt
Organism: Canariomyces notabilis
Lineage: Eukaryota; Fungi; Ascomycota; Sordariomycetes; Sordariales; Chaetomiaceae
Product: WSC-domain-containing protein
Exons: 3
Coding region: 358-939 (193 amino acids)
Cellular component (GO): plasma membrane
Source: RefSeq, a predicted model, not a curated record